This is a messenger RNA of Pangasianodon hypophthalmus (striped catfish), 1887 nucleotides long. RefSeq names its product DEP domain containing 7, paralog b (gene depdc7b). Gene Ontology annotation, biological process: intracellular signal transduction. The record is from RefSeq and is a predicted model, not a curated record. NCBI's taxonomy places the organism in Eukaryota, Metazoa, Chordata, Actinopteri, Siluriformes, Pangasiidae. The transcript is spliced from 9 exons. The coding region runs from base 58 to 1707 and encodes 549 amino acids.
CGCGAGCCUGAAGUUUUGAUAAACGCCCAUCUUGGUUUGUUGGCUGAGAAAGAAAAUAUGGCGACUGUGAAAGAGCGAGCUGCUGCUUUAAACCUUGCGGGGAAACUGUACAGCCCCAUGCAGCGUCCUGCCGAUCAGCAGGUGCUCAUUAAUCCAUGCCAGACCAGCUUCAUGUGGAGCAGACUGAUCUCUCACCUCCAGUCAGAGGUGAAGGUGAAGCGGCGACGUCACUUCCUGAAAUCUCAUGACAAUUGCUUUGUGGGCUCUGACGCAGUUACUGUGAUCCAAGCCUACAUCAACCAGAGCAAGGUUUUGGGGGAUGCCGAAGUGCCCAGGGCCAAAGCGGUUCGUGUGUGUCAGGCACUACUGGACUGCAAGGUGUUUGAAGCAGUAGCGUGUAAAACAUUUGGGAAGGAGAGCAAGCUGUCGGAGUUUCAGGACAGUGUCAGCAGCCUGUACCGGUUUCUGAACACCCAGACCUCUGUGCUGAGCAGUGCAGAAAACACUCUUUCUUCUCCCGGCAAAGAGAGAAAUGCAGACAGCCGACUACAUGGGGAUGAUGAAGAUCCACUGUUCUCUCACAGCACUCCAGUAAAACCAGGCCACAUUAUGAACAUCCUGCUGGAGGAGAUUGACCUUAGCCUUAGCUUUCUCCAUGCCGAGGGUUUACCACCAUCAGUGGUCAGUAAGGUGUGGCAGGAGCAGACGGUUCAGCGUUUGCUGCAGCUGAUCGAGCUCCCUCUGCUGGACGGAGUGUUGGACUGUGGAGAGUGUUCCCUCUCAGCUGCCAACAAUAAUGAGCCUGACAUUCUCUACACCAGUAACUACCUGGACAGAGAAAUCCUAAAGGCUUUUAAAGAGUCACAAAAAGAUGAGUGGCUCUUGGCAGCAUUAGAGCUGAUGGACUUUCUGCCAGACCAGCAUGUGGUUGAGGUGAGCAGAGAGCUCCCCAGCUUUUUACUGGACGACGAUGAUGAUGAGGGUGAUGAAGAACACGGACAGUGGAAACCCACAGGCAUCCAGCAGUGCAAAACUCUACUGUUUGAAAUUCUGGCUAAACAUUAUGGACAGACCAGUUUCCAGCCUCUUCUCCCUAGUGGACUGAAUGAUGUCUACACACACAUUACUGAACUUUUGGUGAACGGGAAGUUUAGCGUGGCUCUGGAGGUGUUACAGCUGUGUCUGAAGUUGCUUCCUGCGGCUAAUAGAGAGGAGCUGUACAGGCUGCUGAGCUUCAUGUCACUGGCUGCAGACCCACAACACAUCCGGCUUCAUAAGGAGAUUGAGAAUCGGAUUCAGGUGAAGAAAGCAUUUUGUAGAGCCAUAAUACAAAGCAAGAGCCUCUCAAAAGGCAAAGUGGACUUGCUGUUGCUCUUCAUGCUAGAUAACCAUGAGGACAUCUUCAAGAUCCCAGGUUCUUUGCACAAGCUGGUCAGUGACAAGCUGGACAGCAUUGCAAAAAAGAAGGACCCCAACACACAGGGCCCUGCAUUCUGUCAGCAGAUUUCAAGCAAUGUGUACCACGAUACUGUAAAAAACCUGACAAAUACAGAGUUGUUUGUACUGCUCAGGAAUAUUGAUGAAAAUACACAGUACUCCAUGAAGGAGAAGAGGAGACUGCUGGCACAGUUCUACAAAGGCCAUCCUGAGAUAUUUGCUCAGUAUUUUGGGUCUAGACUGAGCACAAUCAGCUUGUCUGAAGUGUAAUUUGUCCUUUUUCCUGAAAAUGUUUAAACAUUUUGUGUAGAUUUUACUAUAUGUGUAGAUUUUACUAUUUGUUGGUUUUUAGUGUUUUUUCUGUUUGUUGACAAAGAAGGUAAAUUAUUUUUCUAAAUAUAUAAUGGUAUACAGAAAUGAUAUGAACACUAAUAAACAGUUAUAAACAAA